AUGGCACGCGGUCUCGGUGGCAACGAAAAGACAAUGGACACAGACGAUACGAAGCCGGAUUUUGGAGGCAAUGGCUACUACGGCCACUUCUCGCCCGAGGCUACCGAAGAAGGUGGCAUGAGAGCUGCUUCCCGGCAGAUGAGUAGGAUCGAUCAGCCCAGGACGAAGUCUAUAUCGCAGUCUGCGGGUGGACGAGGCUUCGAUGAUAGUGAUUCGGACGUGGUAGACUCUGUCGCCAAGCAGAUGGAAAUGGAGGCUGGAAAUGAGAUCCAGUACAGGACCUGCAGUUGGCAGAAGACUGCAGCAUUGCUAUUCUCCGAGUACAUCUGCCUGGCCAUCAUGUCAUUUCCGUACUCCUACUCCGUACUUGGCCUGGUGCCGGGCCUGAUCCUGACAGUGGUCGUGGCUGGUAUGGUGCUCUACACAUCACUGAUUGUUUGGGAGUUCUGUCUCCGCCAUCCUGAAGUCAAGGACGUGUGUGAUGUCGGUCAAGUAAUUUUCUGGGGCAAGAAGUGGGCGUGGUGGUUCACUGCGGUCAUGUUCUUGCUGAAUAACACUUUCAUCCAAGGCUUCCACUGCCUGACAGGGUCGAAAUACCUCAACACCAUGACCAAUCAUGGCGUUUGCACUAUUGGCUUCAGCGCCAUCGUCGCCGUGAUCUCCUGGGUCUGCUCCCUACCCCGGACUUUCAGCACACUUGCGAAGCUGGCGGGUCUAUCGGCCUUCUUCACCCUCGUCUCCGUACUCUUGGCCACCAUCUUCGCUGGUAUCGAAGAUCAUCCCGGUGCAGGCUGGCCAUCCAAGGGCGCCCCAAUUGUGCUUGCGGUUCCGGCUGCGGGCACUGGCUUUGUCGCUGGCAUGAAUGCAUUCAUGAACAUCAGUUAUACCUUUAUUGGUCAAAUCACGAUCCCAUCCUUCAUUGCGGAAAUGAAGGAGCCAAAGGACUUCCCAAAGGCGCUGUGGGCCGUCACGAUUGCUGAGGUCAUCCUUUUCUCCCUGGUGGGCUCUAUCAUUUACGCGUACACUGGCACGAAUUACAACACGGCACCAGCAUUCGGCUCCUUGGGUAAUGAGGUCUAUCUCAAGGUUAGCUUCAGCUUCAUGAUCCCAACCAUCAUCUUCCUGGGCGUCCUUUACGCAUCGGUCUCGUCACGGUUCGUGUUCUUCCGCCUGUUUGCUGGAACAAGGCACAUGACUAGCAAUACACUCAUUGGAUGGGUCGGCUGGGGCUCCAUCCUCGCCGUGACUUGGCUCUUCGCCUUCAUCAUCGCUGAAGUGAUUCCGUUCUUCAGUGAUUUGCUCUCCCUUAUGAGCUCCCUCUUCGACAGCUUUUUUGGGUUCAUAUUCUGGGGUGUUGCGUACUUGCGAAUGAGGAAUGCAGACUACGGCCCUGGCUUCUACAAGACAAGAGGUAUUCGCGGUAUUGUAGGAUUCGUGGUGAACAUCAUUCUGAUCGGAAUCGGGUUCUUGUUCUUGGGAGGAGGAACAUAUGCAUCAGUGCAGAGCAUCGUUGAUGGUUACGAGUCGGAUGGGUUCGGUGGACCAUUCACAUGUGAUAGCAAUGGGCUAUGA
This is a messenger RNA of Fulvia fulva, 1572 nucleotides long. Its product is annotated as N amino acid transport system protein. The transcript is spliced from 3 exons. Gene Ontology annotation, biological process: amino acid transmembrane transport. Bases 1 to 1572 code for a protein of 523 amino acids. Gene Ontology annotation, molecular function: amino acid transmembrane transporter activity. The record is from RefSeq and is a predicted model, not a curated record. Lineage: Eukaryota; Fungi; Ascomycota; Dothideomycetes; Mycosphaerellales; Mycosphaerellaceae. Gene Ontology annotation, cellular component: vacuolar membrane.